AAAUUAAAUUAGAUUAAUAAAUAAACGGAUCAAUAAUCGGUUCAAUGAGUUGGAUCCAAUUGAAUUGUGUUGUUUGAUUUAGAACCAUGGGCCCCUCAUUGACGCAAUCGGUUAAACACUCUGCCUGAAAUUCCAUUUCUCCAGAACGAACAUAGCUAUUCUGAAGAAGAAAAUGGGGGUCGAUUAUUACAACAUACUCAAAGUCAAUCGCAAUGCCAGUGAAGAAGAUUUACGCAAAGCAUAUCGCCGAUUAGCGAUGAUCUGGCACCCGGACAAGAACCUCGGCAACAACAAAUACGAAGCCGAAGCGAAGUUCAAGCAGAUUUCUGAAGCGUAUGAUGUCCUCAGCGAUCCACAGAAGCGUCAGAUCUACGAUUUGUAUGGUGAGGAAGCUUUGAAAACUGGUCAAGUACCCACACCUCCAAGAGGUGGACCCCACAACAUGCGGAAUCCGCAUCCGAAUCCUUCGUUUCGGUUUAACCCUAGAGAUGCUGAUGAUAUUUAUGCGGAGCUGUUUGGGUCCUCUUCGUCGGCGGCGGGGGAGAGUAGUAGUGGGAGGGGGAGGAAAGGUAGGGAUGGGUUUUUUAGGAGUACCGCGAAUGGUGGAGCCGAGUUUUCUGGUGUGGGGAAUUCGGGGACUGGAGGAGGUGGUGCGUUCAGAAAGGCGGCGCCGGUGGAGAAUGUGUUGUUGUGUAGUUUGGAGGAUUUGUAUAAAGGAGCGAAGAAGAAGAUGAAGAUUUCUAGGACUGUUCUAGAUGCUUCCGGGAAGCUUCGAACUCUAGAGGAGAUAUUGACCAUUGACAUUAAACCUGGUUGGAAGAAAGGAACCAAGGUAACAUUUCCUGAAAAAGGAAAUGAGGAACCUGGUAUUAUUCCAGCAGAUCUGGUGUUUGUAAUCGAGGAAAAACCUCAUCAUGUCUAUGCAAGAGAUGGUAAUGACCUUACUGUCAAUCAAGAGAUUUCACUUCUUGAAGCUCUCACGGGAAAAACGCUGGAGCUAAUGACACUGGAUGGGAGAAAUCUCAACAUCCCAUUGACUGACAUUGUCAAACCUGGGCAUGAGAUAGUUGUACGAAAUGAAGGCAUGCCAAUUUCCAGAGAGCCUCGGAAAAAAGGAAAUCUGAGAAUCAAGAUGGAUGUUAAUUAUCCAACAAGGCUCACAGAAGCACAGAAAUCUGAUCUCAGGAGGGUUCUUGGCGGAUCUUCAUGACCGUCUUUUGGAUCAGAUUGCCAGGUUUGACCAUAUGGACAUAGUUAUUCAGAUUACCAGGGGUAACCAUAUGAACACAAGUAGAUAGUGCAGAUGUUGGAUGUAAAUAUAGGACAUGCUUAUUGCUUGCAAUUGGAAGUGUGAAUACUAGGAAGGUCUAGUAGUUUCAAGGUUUAGGGACAAAAUGGAUAUCUUCUUUUGGAGUUUGGGUGGUGGAGGUAUUAAUUUUUCAUUGGUCGUGACAUGUACCUCCACAUUAUUUGGUCGAUAGAAUGUAGAUGACAAUAAUGCAAGCUCUUCUGUUGCUUGUGAUUUUAGGUCUUAUCAGGACGCAAAUGCGUUAGGAUCUGGCAUUUAGUUGGUUCAAUGUCCAUUAUAUGUUGACAUUGAGCAUGAUUUCUGCUUUUCUCCCUUUAGAAAAUCCCUUAGUUCUUUUCUUGGUCUCUUUUUUUCCUGCAUGAUGUACUGAUAGCAGAUGAUAAAUGUCUUUAACUUGUUACAAAAUCCAUUGUUCUUAAGCAGCAUAAUUUUUUUUGGUUAA
This is a messenger RNA of Capsicum annuum, 1751 nucleotides long. Its product is annotated as dnaJ homolog subfamily B member 4. Gene Ontology annotation, molecular function: protein-folding chaperone binding. Gene Ontology annotation, cellular component: cytosol. The coding region runs from base 173 to 1210 and encodes 345 amino acids. The record is from RefSeq and is a predicted model, not a curated record. The transcript has 2 exons. NCBI's taxonomy places the organism in Eukaryota, Viridiplantae, Streptophyta, Magnoliopsida, Solanales, Solanaceae.